UGAAGAAAGGAAGAAAGCCUCUCCCACUCGAAUCCAUUUUCUCUGUAUGCAACAGGCGAUAUUCUGGUCUUAGCUUCAAGCCACCUUUUGUAUUGGCUUCUUUAAAUCCUACAUUUCUUUAAUUUUCAAUUGUCGAUUUUUAGCUAACUUUAAUAUUUAUAUUGAUUUCGAUGAAAACCUCUUAAUUUAUUCAUGUUAACGCGCUAAAGAUCGACAGCAGAUGUUUCUCCACCCACCCAAGAUCUUCGGUUUUAUUAUAUAUUCUUGAAGAUUUGGUCUCUCUUGGGGAUUCUUAGAAACUAAUGGCGACGGCGACAAUGGCUACUGCCGUCGGUGCGGCGAUGCUUCUGUAUUAUGUGUUGAGUCGGAGAUUGUCGCCGAAGGAUGGGGAAGAGGAUAGGAGCGGAGACUUUUCGAAAUCGAGUCGAUCAGGGAGGAGAAGAAUCUCUCGGCGGCCUGCCCAAGCGCCUGCUACGUGGUUUGAAGCGAUCACUACGUUAUCGGAGACACUUAGAUUUACGUAUUCGGAAACCCUAGGCAAAUGGCCGAUUGGGGACUUGGCUUUCGGCAUAAAUUAUCUCAUGCGGCGGCAAGGUGACAUACAUGUUGCAAGUGUGUAUGCUGGAAGCAAUUCUCUACAGCUUAAAGGUCCUGAAAUUCUGGUUGAACUGACCUAUCUUCUCAGAUUGUUGACAUUUUGCAUGCUUUUUUCAAAGAAGCCAUUUCCAGUAUUUUUGGAGUCUGCUGGUUACUCCCAAGAAGAUGUUCUUCUUCAAGAACCCAAGGCAGGGCUUCUGAAGCCUGCUUUCACAAUUCUACGUGAUAGAAGUUCAAAAUGCUUCUUGCUAUUAAUUCGGGGAACUCAUAGCAUUAAGGACACACUAACAGCAGCAACUGGGGCUGUGGUCCCUUUUCACCAUUCAAUUUUACACGAAGGCGGUGUCAGUAAUUUAGUUUUAGGUUAUGCACACUGUGGGAUGGUUGCUGCAGCUCGUUGGAUUGCAAAACUCAGUACCCCUUGCCUUCUUAAGGCACUUGGUGAUUAUCCUGACUACAAAGUCAAGAUUGUUGGGCAUUCACUGGGUGGUGGAACAGCUGCACUCUUAACAUAUAUUCUUCGAGAACGUAAAGAAAUAUUUUCAGGCACUUGUGUAACAUUUGCUCCAGCUGCCUGUAUGACUUGGGAAUUAGCAGAAUCAGGCAAGCAUUUCAUUACAACUAUCAUAAAUGGUUCUGAUCUGGUGCCAACAUUCUCAGCUGCUUCUGUUGAUGAUCUUCGUUCUGAGGUCACGACAUCAUCUUGGUUAAAUGAUCUCCGGGAUCGAGUUGAGCAUACAAGAUUUCUUAAUGUUUUCUAUCGGUCUGCAACUGCUCUGGGAUCUCGUCUACCAUCUAUAGCUAGUGCAAGAGCAAGGGUUGCGGGUGCUGGUGCACUUCUGCGUCCUGUCUCCAACAGUACUCAGGUUGUGAUGAAACGAGCACAAAAUGUUGCUCAGGCCGUUGUCAAGAACCGCUCUUCUCUGUCAUCAUGGUCAUGCAUGGGUGCCCGUCGCCGUGUUGUAGCCUCAACAUCAAACACCAAAGAGGAAGAACAUGCGGCAGAUUCUCCUCUAAUAUCUAAAAGAACUUCUGAAUGCAUUGCGACUGAAGUAAUAGAUGAACUGGAUUUUCGUUGCUCAAGGGGGCAACAACCUGAGCAUGAUGAGACAGAGGAAGAUGAGGAGCUCUGUCCUGUGGAGGGUGUAAUUAGUACAUCCACAGUUGAGGAGAUGACAGAAGGGGAGUUGUGGUAUGAGCUAGAGAAGGAACUUCAUAGGCAGGAAAUUGAAGCCAAUGUUCAGGUCCAGGAAGAAGAAGCUGCAGCUGCAAAAGAAAUUGCAGAAGAGGAGGUGUUGGCUGAUGCAGUAGAAAAAAAGAGGCCUACCACAUCAUUGGAUGCUUCAGAAACCCAGCGCUUCUAUCCACCUGGUAGAAUCAUGCAUAUUGUUGCCAUACCACCUGACACAACUGAUUCUGGCAAUGGUGGUUCCAACAAGGAACGUGUUGGUAUUUAUGAGACUCCUCGAGACCUGUAUAGUAAACUCCGUCUCUCAAAAACUAUGAUAAAUGACCAUUAUAUGCCUAUGUAUAAGAAGAUGAUGGAACAAUUAAUCAGUGAAUUAGAAAAUGAUGAAGAAAACAGUGCCUGUAUAAUGUAAAGGAGAAAUAAAGACGGUUCUUUUUUGUAUACAUAUUUUUGUACAAUUUAUAAGUGGUAGUGGUGCA
Nelumbo nucifera (sacred lotus) is the source of this 2265-nucleotide messenger RNA. Its product is annotated as lipase class 3 family protein. Gene Ontology annotation, biological process: lipid catabolic process. The record is from RefSeq and is a predicted model, not a curated record. Lineage: Eukaryota; Viridiplantae; Streptophyta; Magnoliopsida; Proteales; Nelumbonaceae.